Saimiri boliviensis boliviensis (Bolivian squirrel monkey) is the source of this 2397-nucleotide messenger RNA. It is a transcript of the gene LGI1, whose product is annotated as leucine rich glioma inactivated 1. The record is from RefSeq and is a predicted model, not a curated record. Gene Ontology annotation, molecular function: protein binding. Lineage: Eukaryota; Metazoa; Chordata; Mammalia; Primates; Cebidae.
UAAAGGGCCUCCCGGUGAAAGCAGAAAGCUGUUUAUUUUCUGUGACAUCACUUCGCUUUGCCUUCGAAGGCUGGUCUGUGCUCAGUGUUUUCCUGGUGAUGCAGUCGGCUCUCUGCUCCAGCAGUUGGAUCCCUCCCAUCUCACAGUACCUCACAGGUCUCUUCCCCCGAGCAGUGCAUUGCUGGAGCGAGGAGAAGCUCACGAAUCAGCUGCAGGUCCCUGUUUUGAAAAAGCAGAGAUACAGAGGCAGAGGAAAAAGGGUGGACUCCUAUGUGACCUGUUCUUAGAGCACGACAAUCACCAUCUGAAUUCCAGAAGCCCUGUUCAUGGUUGGGGAUAUUUUCUCGACUGCAUGGAAUCAGAAAGAAGCAAAAGGAUGGGAAAUGCCUGCAUUCCCCUGAAAAGAAUUGCUUAUUUCCUAUGUCUCUUAUCUGCGCUUUUGCUGACAGAGGGGAAGAAACCAGCGAAGCCAAAAUGCCCUGCCGUGUGUACUUGUACCAAAGAUAAUGCUUUAUGUGAGAAUGCCAGAUCCAUUCCACGCACCGUUCCUCCUGAUGUUACCUCAUUAUCCUUUGUGAGAUCUGGUUUUACUGAAAUCUCAGAAGGGAGUUUUUUAUUCACACCAUCGCUGCAGCUCUUGUUAUUCACAUCGAACUCCUUUGAUGUGAUCAGUGAUGAUGCUUUUAUUGGUCUUCCACAUCUAGAGUAUUUAUUCAUAGAAAACAACAACAUCAAGUCAAUUUCAAGACAUACUUUCCGGGGACUAAAGUCAUUAAUUCACUUGAGCCUUGCAAACAACAAUCUCCAGACACUCCCAAAAGAUAUUUUCAAAGGCCUGGAUUCUUUAACAAAUGUGGACCUGAGGGGCAAUUCAUUUAAUUGUGACUGUAAACUGAAAUGGCUGGUGGAAUGGCUUGGCCACACCAAUGCAACUGUUGAAGACAUCUACUGUGAAGGCCCCCCAGAAUACAAGAAGCGCAAAAUAAAUAGUCUCUCCUCCAAGGAUUUCGAUUGCAUCAUUACAGAAUUUGCAAAAUCUCAAGACCUGCCUUAUCAAUCAUUGUCCAUAGAUACUUUCUCUUAUUUGAAUGAUGAGUAUGUAGUCAUCGCUCAGCCUUUUACUGGAAAAUGCAUCUUCCUUGAAUGGGACCAUGUGGAAAAGACCUUCCGGAAUUAUGAUAACAUUACAGGCACAUCCACUGUGGUAUGCAAGCCUAUAGUCAUUGAAACUCAGCUCUAUGUUAUCGUGGCCCAGCUGUUUGGUGGCUCUCACAUCUAUAAGCGAGACAGUUUUGCAAAUAAAUUCAUUAAAAUCCAGGAUAUUGAAAUUCUCAAAAUCCGAAAACCCAAUGACAUUGAAACAUUCAAGAUUGAAAACAACUGGUACUUUGUUGUGGCUGACAGCUCAAAAGCUGGUUUUACUACCAUUUACAAAUGGAAUGGAAACGGAUUCUACUCCCAUCAAUCCUUACAUGCGUGGUACAGGGACACGGAUGUGGAAUAUCUGGAAAUAGUCAGAACACCUCAGACACUCAGAACGCCUCAUUUAAUUCUGUCUAGUAGUUCCCAGCGUCCUGUAAUUUAUCAGUGGAACAAAGCAACACAAUUAUUCACUAACCAAACUGACAUUCCUAACAUGGAGGACGUGUACGCAGUGAAGCACUUCUCAGUGAAAGGGGACGUGUACAUUUGCUUGACAAGAUUCAUUGGUGAUUCCAAAGUCAUGAAAUGGGGAGGCUCCUCAUUCCAGGACAUUCAGAGGAUACCGUCGCGAGGAUCCAUGGUGUUCCAGCCUCUUCAGAUAAAUAGUUACCAAUAUGCAAUUCUUGGAAGUGAUUACUCCUUUACUCAAGUGUUUAACUGGGAUUCAGAGAAAGCCACAUUUGUGAAAUUUCAGGAAUUAAAUGUUCAGGCACCAAGAUCAUUCACGCAUGUGUCCAUUAAUAAGCGUAAUUUUCUUUUUGCUUCCAGUUUUAAGGGAAAUACACAGAUUUACAAACAUGUCAUAGUUGACUUAAGCGCAUGAGACACCAAAUUCUGUGGCUGCCAUCAGAAACUUUCUACAGUACAUGACCCGGAUGAACUCAAUGCAUGAUGACUCUUCUUAUCACACUUGCAAAUGAAUGCCUUUCAAACAUUGAGACUGCUAGAACCAAGCACUACCAGUAUCUCCAUCCUUAACUGUCCAGUCCAGUGAUGUGGGAAGUUACCUUUUAUAAGACAAAAUUUAAUUGUGUAACUGUUCUUUGCAGUGAAGAUGUGUAAAUAAGCGUUUAAUGGUAUCUGUUACUCCAAAAAGAAAUAUUAAUAUGUACUUUUCCAUUUAUUUAUUCAUGUGUUCAGAAACAACUGCCAAAUAAAAUGUUUACAUUUUCUUUCAUAUCCCAAAGGUAAUUA